Molecule: messenger RNA, 753 nt
Organism: Spirometra erinaceieuropaei
Lineage: Eukaryota; Metazoa; Platyhelminthes; Cestoda; Diphyllobothriidea; Diphyllobothriidae
Source: the annotation of a GenBank genome assembly
AUGAGACCCAAAGACCCGCUACCGGCAACGGAACAAUCAGCAGUGGUCUACAGCAUACCGUGCCAAAAUUGCAAUGCACGGUAUGUUGGUGAAACGGGGAAACGCCUCUGCACAAGACUGCAUGAGCACCAGCUUGCAGUCAACCGCGAGGAUAAACUGUCACUGGUAUAUGGCCACAUGCAACAGGAGAAACAUAGUUUCGCCUUUGGGGAAGCAAGCGUCCUCAGUCGAGCCCAUGACAAGAUGGCUAGGCUGGUGCUCGAAAGCUGGUCCUCAGUUGGCACAAUCAACAGGGCUAUUGAUCUUCAUCCGGCCUACCAGGCGCUGCGUACAAGACUCCAGUCAGUCCAGACGGGGCCGACAGUACAGGCGAGGGAGUCGCGGCUCCUCCAACAGUUGUCACCUUCACAGCAGGGGGAAGGAGCCAGCCGGAGGUCACACGACGAACGCGAGACAUCGCCCCACCGGCGCGCCCAGACAGCCGAGCGUGAUUCGCACAUGCAACGGCAACUGAUCAGUCCAUCCGAUUAUGAGGUGAGGGCCCAUGAGCACACAGGAUUGGCAUCGAUUACGACAGCCGGUCAGGGGGCAGAGGUCACAGGAGCGCGUCAUUGGCUGCCCGCGGAGGAACCAAAGCCAAUCCCCAGCCAGAAGGCAGGUCAGAGUUCGUGCGUCAGGCAUGCUUAUAACACAAGACAGGCGGCGAGGCAGAACAACUUCGAGCAAGCAGGAACAGACACCCCACCACUCUGA